This is a messenger RNA of Thlaspi arvense, 2031 nucleotides long. The record is from the annotation of a GenBank genome assembly. Lineage: Eukaryota; Viridiplantae; Streptophyta; Magnoliopsida; Brassicales; Brassicaceae.
AUGCUAUUACAUAAGGCUCCUGCUCUAGUUAGCCUCAAACUGAAGCUCAGUCCGAAAUGUACUGCUGAUGAUGUCGGAUUGUGGAUGAAACUCGCGGUGGAUCGCAAUAUCCGCAAGCUUAAAAUCAGAUAUGUUUCCGGUCAUGGACGCAUCAGGCUAUCUAAAAGACUACGCACCUGCAAAACCCUAGUUGCCUUAAAACUCAAGAACGUGGUUCUAGAGGCUUUUUCACACUUGGCAGGUUUUAGUUCACUCAGAACGCUUUACCUUGGAUAUGUGAAGUAUUCCGGGGAUGAAUCUCUUCGCAAUCUCGUAUCAAGCUGUCCAUCACUUCAACAUCUUGUCGUGAAACGGCACAAUAGGGACCACGUGAAGCGAUUUGAGAUUGUAGUGCGGUAUUUGCAGAGUUUAAGGGUAUAUAUAUCACCGCUGCAUGAUGAAGCAGAUUCAGAGGAAUAUGUGUUAAAGACACCUAACUUGAAGUACUUAAACAUUGAAGAUCAUUGCACUGGUCGAUGCUCCUUUGAAGAUAUGCCUUAUCUAGAAGAAGCUAAUCUUGACGUUGCCUUCACCAAUUCUGAUAAGAUUUUUGAGUCUCUUACCUCCGUCAAGAAACUUUCUUUAUGCUUAAAGAAAUCAAAGUUACAGUAUCCUGAGGGUAUUACCUUCUCUCGGCUUGUUCAUCUGGAGCUAUGUACAUGUGAUGACGCAGAGUGGUUGAAUCUACUCAUGCAUUUGCUUCGAGAUUCUCCUAAACUUAGAGUCCUCAAGCUUAACGAGAAGAACCAUGACUUUGUUUGUAAGUAUUUCUUUCGUUCGUGGGUCCAGCAACCAAGUUAUGUUCCUGAAUGUUUGACUCAAAGUCUUGAAGUUUUCGAGUGGCGAAACUUCAAAGGAACGUUCAAAGAGAUGGAUCUUGCGGCUUACAUCUUGAAGAAUGGUCUUUGUUUAAAGAAGUCUUUGGUUCUGCACGAGGCUCCGGUGAUAGAAACUCUGAAUUUCAGACUUGGUAAAACCUCCUUUGGUCCUGAGGAUAUUCGGGUGUGGAUUAAAGCUGCACAUAAACGAUGUGUGCGCAAGCUGAUCAUCGAGAUCGACGGCUCUUUAAGAAAAUCUCCGGCCAUUCUUCCGAGGGGUUUCUACACAGACUGUAGAGUGCUCGUCGAGUUGAAGCUGAACAACGCGGUUCUCGCGAACGUUUCUUCAUCUGUUUCUUUCCCGUCGCUCAGAUGUCUGAACCUUUUAUCCGUGAAGUACCCUGGUGAUGACUUUGUCAAGAGGUUUUUAUUCGGUUGUCCUGUUCUUGAGCACUUGGUUGUGGAACAAUGCCGAGAUGACAACGUCACCGUUUUCGCUGUUAGAGUGCCUUCUCUAAAGAGUUUACUCGUGUUGAAAUCGUCCAACAGAGUUAAGAAUGUUGCAUUUGGGUUUGUGAUUAAUGCUCCUUCUUUGGAGCGCUUGGACAUUGUUGAUGACAAGGGUGGGUUUUGCAUCGUUGAGGAUGAUAUGCCUAAGCUUAUAGAGGCAAAUGUUGACGUUAAUUACCUUCUUCCUGGGAAGAUUCUGGGGUCUAUUACUUCUACCAAGCGUCUCUACUUAUGUUCAUCAAUCUCAAAGGAUGAAUAUCCUUUUGGUAGUGUCUUCCACCGUCUUGUACAUCUGACGCUAUGCACAUGUGAGACGGAGUGGUUGAAUCUACUUCUGCGUCUGCUCAGAGAUUCCCCCAGACUACAAUCUCUCAAACUUGAACAGUGCCAUCAUACUCGGGCUCAAGAACCACGCCCGUGCUGGAGUGAACCGAUUUCAGUUCCUGAAUGUGUGACAUCGAGGCUUGAAACUCUCGAGUGGGUAAGCUAUGGAGGAGCAGAAGAAGAGAAAGAACUGGUGGCGUUUGUCUUAAGAAGCGGACACUGUGUAAAGAAAGUAACCAUCUCCUCUAACUCAACCGAUCCCAACAAGAAACUUGAGAUGAUCAAGAAGCUGUCAUCGUCCCCCAGGCGCUCACCUACCUGUGAGCUUAUAUUUGACUGA